Raphanus sativus (radish) is the source of this 1493-nucleotide messenger RNA. Its product is annotated as fructokinase-like 1, chloroplastic. The record is from RefSeq and is a predicted model, not a curated record. The transcript is spliced from 2 exons. Lineage: Eukaryota; Viridiplantae; Streptophyta; Magnoliopsida; Brassicales; Brassicaceae. The coding region runs from base 7 to 1392 and encodes 461 amino acids. Gene Ontology annotation, molecular function: kinase activity. Gene Ontology annotation, biological process: chloroplast organization; plastid transcription. Gene Ontology annotation, cellular component: chloroplast nucleoid.
UCUCUCAUGGCUUCACUUCAUCUCUUUCCUCACCUUCACCAUUUCGAUUCAACCAUACAUCGCAGGGAUAUAGUAUCUCACACUCGGAGGCAAUUAUUCCCAUCUCCCAAAGCUUCGAUUAGUGGAGCAUCAGCGGCUGAAACCGCGAAACAACCUACUCGCAAAGGGAGGCAGAAGAAGAAGCAAACCUCGACGGUUACUCCCCAAGAGACGAACCCCGAUUCGGAUCCGGCCCUAGUGGAUUACGACGACGGGAUGGACUUUCCGUACGACGACCCUCCCCUCGUCUGCUGCUUCGGAGCCGUGCAGAAGGAGUUCGUUCCCGUGGUGCGGGUCCACGACAACCCGAUGCACCCCGACAUCUACUCGCAGUGGAAGAUGCUGCAGUGGGAUCCGCCGGAGUUCGGGCGGGCUCCGGGAGGUCCGCCGUCGAACGUGGCGAUCUCGCAUGUUCGGUUGGGAGGUAGGGCUGCGUUCAUGGGGAAAGUGGGCGGAGAUGAGUACGGGGAGGAGCUGGUUUUGAUGAUGAACAAGGAGAGGGUUCAGACGAGGGCUGUGAAGUUCGAUGAGGGUUCGAGUACUGCUUGCGCUCGCGUCAAGAUUAGGUUUGAGGAUGGGAAGAUGAAGGCCGAGACGGUGAUGGAGCCGCCCGAGGACUCGCUUGUUGCUUCGGAGCUGAACUUAGCCGUGCUGAAAGAGGCAAGGAUUUUUCAUUUUAAUUCAGAGGUGUUGACGUCACCUACAAUGCAAUCAACUCUGUUCAAGGCAAUACAAUGGUCCAAGAAGUUCGGAGGGCUUAUUUUCUUUGAUUUGAAUCUUCCGUUACCGUUAUGGAGAUCACGAAACGAGACUAGGAAGCUGAUCAAGAAAGCAUGGGAUGAAGCGAACAUCAUAGAAGUUUCGCAGCAAGAGCUUGAGUUUCUACUCGAUGAAGAGUACUACGAGAGGAGAAGGAACUACACGCCGCAGUACUUUGCUGAGGAUUUCGAGCAGACUAAGAACCGGAGAGACUAUUACCAUUACACACCUGAGGAAAUCAAGCCGUUGUGGCACGACGAUCUGAAGCUGUUGGUUGUGACUGAUGGAACACUUCGGCUACAUUACUAUACUCCUAAGUUUGAUGGUGUUGUGGUUGGGACGGAAGAUGUGCUCAUUACUCCUUUCACCUGCGAUAGGACGGGUUCUGGUGAUGCUGUUGUUGCAGGCAUUAUGAGGAAGCUAACGACGUGUCCUGAGAUGUUUGAGGACCAAGAUGUGUUGGAGCGACAGCUCCGGUUCGCAGUUGCUGCCGGGAUCAUAUCGCAGUGGACAAUUGGUGCGGUUAGAGGCUUCCCAACUGAAAGCGCGACACAGAAUUUGAAAGAGCAAGUUUAUGUUCCAUCAAUGUGGUAGUUAGAAAGACCAAGAACUGAUCUUCUUGUACUAAAUCUUUUUGAACAAUGUGAGAUGUAUACUGAUUUCAAAACUGUAAUCCAAUGUACAAUCUUUUUUUU